GUAUAUUAGAUAAUACUUACCCACUUAUCAACUAAUGAUUUUGAAAAAGUUACUAGGUACGAAUUUGUUCUCAAGACAGAAAAAUGCCCUUUGAUUUGCGUAGUAUUAGUAUUAGUAGGUAGUACGUUUGGGUAACAUUAAGGUAAGUAAGUAUAGUCUUUGAAAAGUCAAUUGAAACAAGGUAAAAAUAAAUUGCAACUGGUGGCUGACUAGUGGCAGUGCAUUCACAGCAUGUGCAUUUCUUAUAAAAGUAUUCAAUCACCAGUUAUGAUUUACCUUUACCUUGUUUCAACUGACUUUAAAAAGACCAUACCAAAUAUUAAUUAAUGAAUAUUAACAAUUAACUAGAGAUAAAGUAGAGAGCGGGUUCCUCAUCGCAUGGACGUUCCUCGGAUCAAAAUAAAUAUUCAGCGAUUACCAGUAAACUGUCAUCACACGAUGCAAGGUUCAAUUUAUCAGUCGCAUUAAAAUUACAGAAAACUUGGAUGUUGGAUGCUCUGAAUUUUUGGGUCGAGUUAUAACAAUGUUAUGGGCUAUUAUUACUGUGGCAGUUUUAAUAUUGAUAUUAUGGAAGGGUUACCUGCAACCUUACAGUUAUUGGAAAAAUAUGGGUGUACCCCAAACCACCCCUUUCAUAUUUUUGGGAGAUACUUGGCCCACCUUUUUGAGAACUAAGAACCUCAUGGAAUGGAUGUAUUGGAUUUAUAAUAUGUAUCCUGACAAAAGAUUAACAGGAAUAUACCAAUUCUAUAUGCCUUUUUUGGUGCUUAAAGAUCCAGAAUUAUUCAAACAAAUUGCUGUUAAGGAUUUUGAUUAUUUUACAGAUCACAAAGGUCUUAGUGUUCCUGAAGACGUUGAUCCCUUAUGGGGCAAAAAUUUGUUUUCUUUGAAAGGUCAAAGAUGGAGAGAAAUGCGUUCGUUAUUGUCGGGCUCGUUUACUAGCAGCAAAAUGAGAAUAAUGUACACUUUAAUCGCUGAAGAAUCUAAAAAAUUUGCAAAUCAUUUUGAAAAGAAAAAUGAGGACUUUAUGGAUGUAGAAUUAAAAGAUAUAUUUACCAGAUAUACAAAUGAUGUGAUUGCCUCAACGUCUUUUGGAAUAAAAGUCGACUCUCUAGAAAAUCCAAAUAACGAAUUUUUCCGAAUGGGGACAGAAGUUUCGAAUUUAUCUGGUUUUUCAUUUUUCGUAAAAUUCAUAGGAUUCAUAAUUGUCCCUAAUCUUUUCAAGCUACUUAACAUAGGCCUUCUUCCCAAAAAAGCCAGCAAAUAUUUUGAAGCUACCAUAAACGAAACAAUAAAAAUAAGAGAAGAACAACAAAUAAAACGUCCGGAUAUGAUCAAUUUGCUGUUGGAAAUUAAAAAGGGAAUAAAUAAUAAAGAGGAAGCUGAUGUUUCGGAUAGUGGAUUUGCUGUUGUACAGGAAUCCUCUGAAAUAGUAAAAUCAAACAAAAAACAAGUUGAAAUCACAAACUUGGACAUUACUUCUCAAGCCCUAAUAUUUUUCUUGGCCGGAUUUGAUACAGUAUCAAAUGGAAUGUGUUACACUUGCUAUGAAUUGGCACUUAAUCCGGAAAUUCAAGAUACGCUGAGACAAGAAAUAACCAGUUUGUAUACAAACACUAACGGAAAGCCUUCUUAUGAAGACAUUUUGGGAAUGAAGUAUUUAGACAUGGUAAUUUCAGAAUCCCUAAGAAAAUGGCCUCCAGCUCCUGCAUCUGACAGAAUAUGCACCAAACCUUACACUUUGAAUUCUGAUACUGUUAUACAUUUAAACAAGGGCGAUACAAUUUUGAUACCAAUAUACAGUAUCCAUCAUGAUCCCAACUACUAUCCAGAUCCAGAGAAAUUUAUUCCAGAACGAUUCUCAGAAGAAAAUAAAGAUAAAAUCAAACCAUAUACAUAUAUGCCUUUUGGUAUUGGACCUAGGGCUUGUAUAGGAUCUAGAUUUGCUUUAUUAGAAAUAAAAUCAGUCCUUUUCCAUUUGCUCCAUAAAUUUGAAAUAGUUCCGACCAAAAAAACUCAAAUUCCACUAAAAUUCCACAAAAUUUCUAUGAAUUUGAAACCUCAAAAGGGAUUUCAACUUGGAAUAAAACGACUUUCAGUUUAAUUUAUGUUAUAUAUUAAUAAUAAUCACAAGAAAAAAAUACAAGUAGGCAAAAAUGAAUUAACUUUCAGUUCAAAAUAAUAUCACGCUUAAUUUUAUUUUUUAGGCCUAGUUUAUUCAUUUUCAGAUAAACUUGCUGGUAACUAUUUGCAAGAUUAAUUUACUUCUCUAUAAUUCUAUUGGUCGGCAGAUAACUGGCCAACUAAUGGGAUGGCAGAUUGCGUUUUUAUCCGCCAGAUUGCAUACCUUAGGGUUUAUCAGAAGAUGUAUAAAUCGGCUCUUAAGAGUAAAAAAAUAAAAUUAAUUUUAUUGAACACCAAAGUAAGUCUUGGUAUUUUUUUUUUUUCAAGAACACUCCGACAAUAAUAUAUUAAAUUUUAUUAUUAAUUAGCUGUACCUAGUAGCAUAGGAAAACAUUUUUGCAAAAUUUGUAGUUUCCAAUAAAGAAAAAUCCCCUCAAAGAAUUGUAUUUGAAUAAAAGUCAAUCAGUCACCAAUUUAUUAAAUAUCACAAUAAAAUAUCGCCAGGCCUGGGGUUGAGAAUAGAAGUUAGAAAACUACUUUCGUAUUCAAAUUGAAUCACAAAUUUCCCAAAAUGUAAUUCCAAGGUGCAAAAUAGCAAUGAAGCCUUUUGAACGCCGGCAUUAAAAUCUAAAUUAGCUGUAAAACUCAACAAAAAUUACCCAAAACAAUAAAAUAAAUAUUUGUAAAAUUCUAAUUUUCUUCGUCCAUACUGAAACGUCUGCUCCUGUUGCGCGCGCCACGUCUAAUUUGAUUCAAACAGGCCAACAUUCUGAUCAUAAAAGCAGCAGGAACUGUUAUGGUGUCCCGGGUUUCUUCUAACAUUAUUGCGUUUCUA
Ceutorhynchus assimilis (cabbage seed weevil) is the source of this 2959-nucleotide messenger RNA. The record is from the annotation of a GenBank genome assembly. Lineage: Eukaryota; Metazoa; Arthropoda; Insecta; Coleoptera; Curculionidae.